AUGCAUGAUAGGUGGUUAUCUACUAUCAAUCAGUACACAUUUUCUAUUAAACAUCAUAGUGGAAAACUCAAUCAAGUUGUCGAUGCUGUGAGUAGAAGAGCUCAUCUUCUUGUUACUCUCAAACAUGAAAGUUUAGCUUUUGAUUUCUUAAAAGAUCUGUAUAGUGAAGACAAAGAUUUUCAACAACUCUGGGACAAGUGUGGUUCUUCUAAAGGAAGUGGUGAUGAUUUUCUCAUUCAAGAAGGAUUUAUUUUUAAAGGAAAUCGUUUAUGUAUACCACAAUGUUCUCUUCGUCUUCAUCUGAUCCAAGAAUUACAUGGCAGUGGCCUUGGUGGGAAUUUUGGACGUGAUAAAACCAUAGAUUUAGUUGAAUAA
This is a messenger RNA of Papaver somniferum (opium poppy), 375 nucleotides long. RefSeq lists its product as uncharacterized. The record is from RefSeq and is a predicted model, not a curated record. NCBI's taxonomy places the organism in Eukaryota, Viridiplantae, Streptophyta, Magnoliopsida, Ranunculales, Papaveraceae. The transcript has a single exon. The coding region runs from base 1 to 375 and encodes 124 amino acids.